AUGAAGGUCGUCCACUCCUCUCAGGACUGCGAGUUCUACGUCUUGUCCCCUCGCGGGGACUGUUUAAUCACGAAGGACUACCGAAAUGACGCACCCAAGGGAAGCGCCGAAAUCUUCUACCGGCACGUGACUUGCUGGAACGGGCCCUCGUCUUCCGAGUUCUCUGGCGCUGGAGGCGCGACGGGAGGCUCCGGAAAAUCGAGUGCAUGCGCAGCCCGAGGCAGUCCGUGCACCGCCGGGAUGCUCGCGAUGAUGAACCGGGGAGGCCUCGGAGGCGCCGGCGACGCCUCGCCUCUCUUCUGUGUAAAUGGAAUCUCCUUCGCCUUUUUGAGGAGAAGUGGGCUCUACUUUGUCCUCACCACGCAGCAGAAUCCGUCUCCUGCCGUGCUCACUGAACUCCUUCACCGCCUCACGAAAAUCAUUCAGGAUUUUUGUGGGGUUUUAAACGAAGAGGCAAUCCGGAAGAACUUUGUCAUGAUUUACGAGCUUCUCGACGAGAUCAUCGACUACGGCUAUCCUCAGCUGACCUCUACAGAGUCCCUCAAAUCCGCGAUCUACUCCGAAGCGAUUCUUGUUGAUCCUCCUCCAGUCAAAAGCCAAAUCACGUCGAGUUUGUCAACCUUGGCGAGCUUGGCGCCCAAGACGAUCCCGAGCAAUGCAUCCCACCGGCCUGUCGGGGCGACGGCAGGCGAGCGGGCGAGAGGCACUCCCUUCGGGGGGCGAGGCCCUCGCGGAGUCGCCGGCAACGUGCGGAGAAGCGAGAUCUUCGUCGAUGUCUUGGAGAGACUUACCGUCGUUCUAAGCUCUAGUGGUCAGGUGGUCAAUGCCUCGCUCGACGGGAGCAUCCAGAUGAAGAGUUACUUGGACGGAAAGUACCUCCUGAAACUCGCCCUCAACGACGACAUUGUCUUUGUCAGCCAAGCAACAGGCAGUCAGAAUGGCCACGGUUCAAGAGGAGCGUCGACUGUCUGGGUAGACGCGUGCAAUUUCCACGAAUGCGUUGACUUGUCUGAGUUCGACGCGCCGCAAAGACUUCUCACCUUCUUCCCGCCCGACGGCGAGUUUGUCCUGAUGAACUACCGCGUCUCGCAUUGCCAGGCGGUUCCCUUCCGCAUCUUCCCGUCGAUCGACUGGCGUUGCGGCCAAACGAAAGUACGCUGUCCCGAGUGGAGAAUUGACGGUGAAAGUCAAGGCAGACAUUCCGGAGCAGACUUACGCGGCGACUGUGGUGUUGUCCAUUCCACUCCCCAAAGGCAUCGUGGCCUGUUCCACAGAGCUCCUUCCUCCCGUUCCUCUCCAGAGUUUCUCCCGGCCGAGAAAAGAUUGGUAUGGAGCAUUCGGAAACUGCAUGGAGGCGCAGAGAUGAUCAUGCGCGCGCGGUUCACCUCCUCGUCGCCGGUGACGGCAUCUGCAGUCUAUCGAAAGGAGUUCGGCCCAAUCAGCAUGACAUUCGAGAUCCCCAUGUUCAAUGUGUCCAAUCUGCAGGUGCGCUAUCUGCGAAUCGCAGAGAAUAACGGAAUUGCGAGUCCCUUCCGCUGGGUCCGCUAUGUCACCCAGUCUUCCUCCUACAUUUGUCGGGUGUGA
Molecule: messenger RNA, 1584 nt
Organism: Neospora caninum
Lineage: Eukaryota; Apicomplexa; Conoidasida; Eucoccidiorida; Sarcocystidae
Product: cbr-DPY-23 protein, related
Exons: 9
Coding region: 1-1584 (527 amino acids)
Biological process (GO): protein targeting; Golgi to lysosome transport
Cellular component (GO): clathrin adaptor complex; trans-Golgi network; cytoplasmic vesicle
Source: RefSeq, a predicted model, not a curated record